CAAUGACACAUGGACGAGGGCUUUCUACCACUUUUUUGCGUAAACUUUUGAUACUUCGUAGCAUUUAUUACGCACAUGUGCUCACGGGUUCCAUGCCUGUUGCCUUUGUGGUCCUGUAUAUGCCGCCAGAGGACCUCGUAUAUAUUAUAUGACUGCGGACGUAGAAAUAGCAGCUCCCAGGUACCAGCUCUAUACUAUCUGAGCGCUAAGCAGUGAACAGAUCUGAAGCCCAUGC
Molecule: messenger RNA, 235 nt
Organism: Tilletiaria anomala UBC 951
Lineage: Eukaryota; Fungi; Basidiomycota; Exobasidiomycetes; Georgefischeriales; Tilletiariaceae
Exons: 2
Source: RefSeq, a predicted model, not a curated record